Molecule: messenger RNA, 484 nt
Organism: Acanthisitta chloris (rifleman)
Lineage: Eukaryota; Metazoa; Chordata; Aves; Passeriformes; Acanthisittidae
Gene: EIF4E3
Product: eukaryotic translation initiation factor 4E family member 3
Exons: 6
Biological process (GO): translational initiation
Cellular component (GO): eukaryotic translation initiation factor 4F complex
Molecular function (GO): RNA 7-methylguanosine cap binding; translation initiation factor activity
Source: RefSeq, a predicted model, not a curated record
GUCACUUCCUGGUACGACAGCAGCUGAGUGUGCAUCAAAUGUGAAGAAGAUUUAUACAGUACAAACAGUGCAGGAUUUCUGGAGUGUCUACAACAACAUUCCUCCUGUGACAAAUUUGCCUCUGAGGUGUAGUUACCAUUUAAUGAGGGGAGAAAGACGUCCACUUUGGGAAGAAGAAAGCAAUGCCAAAGGAGGUGUAUGGAAAAUGAAGGUCCCUAAAGCAAGUACAGCUGCAGUUUGGAAAGAGCUACUGCUAGCAACCAUUGGAGAGCAGUUUACAGAUUGUUGUGCAGCAGAUGAUGAAGUCAUAGGGGUCAGUGUCAGCGUUCGUGACCGUGAAGAUGUUGUGCAAGUCUGGAAUGCCAAUGCCUCUUCAGCAAGCGAAGCAAAAGUUGUAGAAAAGAUCCACAAACUUCUGCCACACACGUCUUUUAAAGCAGUCUUUUAUAAAUCCCACAGAGAGCAUCAUGCUUUUGAAGGCUGA